UCCAUAAAAUAAUGGAUACACAGAGUAUUCUCUAAUUACAACUAGAGGGUGCAAUCUAUAUUUCUUCAAGCUAACAAAAAUCUCGACUGUACAAUACGAAAUAGAAAAAUAUAUGGAAAAUGUUGAAGAACCCGAGAUUUAAUCCCAGGUUCCGUUCGAGCCGCCUCUGCCCCUGAUUUUGAUGACGAGCCCCCCCAAGUGCAGAAGUUCAACGGCUGAGGUGAAACACCUCGGCCCUGGAUUGGAGCUCGGGAUUUAAACUCGGGCUAUGUAGCAUAGUCCAAAAUAUAUACCCAUAAACACAUGGUUAUUGUUCACGCACAUGAACCAAUGAGUUUUUUCCUCCACAUAAAAGAAAAUAUCCCAACAAUCCCACCAAAAUCUGUCCAAAAUAAACAAAAUUUUCCAUUCAUAUAUAUUCCCCCGGUCUAUUCUUCUUUCACUAUUCUGACUACAGAGAAGAUGUCUGAAUAUGAUAGGAAAAGAGAAACCAAAGAAUUUGAUGAUACAAAAACUGGUGUAAAAGGUCUAUUGGAAAAAGGGUUGUCGAAAAUUCCUCGUAUAUUUUUCCAUGAUCAGUAUAUACUUGAAAAGAAAUCAGUCUCUGCCAGUCCAGAGUACUCUAUCCCAAUAAUUGAUUUUGAAGGCUUAAACGAAAAUGCAGUGAAGCGUAAAGAAAUCGUCAAUAAAGUUAAAGACGCUUGUGAAAGUUGGGGCUUUUUCCAGAUCAUCAAUCAUGGGAUUCAGGUAAGCAUCUUGGAUAAAGUAACUGAAGGUAUAAGAAAAUUUCAUGAGCUAGAAACUGAGGUGAAAAAACAGUAUUAUUCCCGGGAUGUUAAGAGGAAGAUUACUUUCAACACUAAUUUUGAUUUACUGCAAGCGUCUACAGCUAACUGGAGGGACAGCAUUUAUUUUGUUAUGGCUCCUGAUCCUCCAGAACCUGAAGAAAUUCCAGAGGUGUGCAGAAAUAUCAUGAUGGAAUACACGAAGGAAGUAAUGAACUUGGGGUUUACACUGUUUGAAUUGCUCUCAGAAGCAUUAGGACUAAACCCAAAUCACUUGAGAAACAUGGAUUGUGCCGAGGGGCUUUACAUCCUUGGCCAUUAUUAUCCACCGUGCCCUGAACCAGAUCUGACGUUAGGCCUCAGCAAUCAUACUGAUUGCAGUUUCUUGACUGUACUUUUACAAGACCAAAUUGGUGGUCUCCAAGUUUUGCACCAAAAUCAGUGGGUAGAUGUGCCUUCUUUGCCUGGAGCUCUAGUUGUAAAUGUUGGAGACCUUGUGGAGCUUAUUACCAAUGCGAGGUUCAAAAGCGUCUAUCACAGAGUAUUGGCAAAGAAUAUAGGGCCAAGAAUCUCAGUCGCAAGUUUUUUCAGAUUGCAUUUUCAAGAAAGCAGUAAAACUAAAGUGUAUGGGCCGAUCAAGGAGUUAUUGUCUGACGAACAUCCAGCCAUCUACCGAGAAACCACCAGCGAAGAGAUUGCUACGUGCCGCUACACCAAAGGCCUUGAUGGGACCCCACUACUCUCACACUUUAGGUUGAAUGCAACUGCCAAUGAGUGAUUUAAAUCAGCUUUAAUGUCUUGAGCAAUGUGCCAUGUUAAAUUGUGUAGAUAUAAAAAAAUUUGAAGUCAUUAUGUUAUUAUGAAUCAGAUCGUGCAAAUAUAGUAUGUGCGAGUGAUAUCUUUAUAUCAUAUAUGUAUGCAUACAGACCUUUCGAUUUAAGCCAUAAUGAUUUAGUA
Messenger RNA from Olea europaea var. sylvestris, 1742 nucleotides. RefSeq names its product 1-aminocyclopropane-1-carboxylate oxidase homolog 11-like. The record is from RefSeq and is a predicted model, not a curated record. Bases 304 to 1563 code for a protein of 419 amino acids. The transcript is spliced from 3 exons. NCBI's taxonomy places the organism in Eukaryota, Viridiplantae, Streptophyta, Magnoliopsida, Lamiales, Oleaceae.